Messenger RNA from Esox lucius (northern pike), 2701 nucleotides. RefSeq names its product actin-binding LIM protein 3. Lineage: Eukaryota; Metazoa; Chordata; Actinopteri; Esociformes; Esocidae. The coding region runs from base 492 to 2627 and encodes 711 amino acids. Gene Ontology annotation, molecular function: actin filament binding. The transcript is spliced from 23 exons. Gene Ontology annotation, cellular component: stress fiber; actin cytoskeleton. The record is from RefSeq and is a predicted model, not a curated record. Gene Ontology annotation, biological process: lamellipodium assembly; cilium assembly; cytoskeleton organization.
CUGCUCGGCGCUCGCGUACCAUUUGACUGCCGCUCAUUCAGUCAGUGCGCUCGACCGCGCUUAGAUCCGCUCCAGCAGCUCUCCUGGCGAAAGCUUCACUUCAAAGAGAGGAUUGACAGCAGCAUGUGCAAGUAGCCUAUUAUCGGAUCCCUAAACGCAGCCUCUCUACUGUAUUCCUCGGAAGAAAGGUUACGGUGAAGAUGGAACCAGACAUGGCAGCUAUGUAAUAGGCACCAGUUCCAACCCUGCUGUAGUGAAAUUCUUAACCUAGCAGCAGUGCAGAGCGUUGUUGUUAAUCGGCUUCUGAAGAGAGCGAUUCAGGUUCCGGGUUUAUUCGUCACCUUGCCAACUGAGGACAGGACCACUCGGAGCAUGAGCAGAGUUUGGAGCUGUCCUGAGCUGAUUCAAAUGACACAUUUCAGCCUUACUCUAUAGUGUAUUUUUUAAACCGAACAGUUUGGGGUUCUCCCUUAUUGAAUGGCAGUUUAACAAUGAACUCUAACGCAGGGUCCUACCAGCAGAGCGCCUACGGAGGCAGCCAGGGCAGGCACGGCGGGUGUGGCGUUUCCACCAUCCACUGCCUCCGCUGCCGAGAAGCCUGUAAAGGAGAGGUGGUGCGUGUGCAGAAUGUCCACUUCCAUGUCAAGUGCUUCACCUGCCAAGUGUGUGGCUGUGACCUGGCCUGUUCCGGUUUCUUCCAGAAGGGCGGGGAGUACAUCUGUACAGAGGACUACCAGCGCCUGUAUGGUACCAGGUGUGACGGCUGUGCAGAGUUCAUCACAGGGGAGGUGGUGUCCGCCCUGGGCCGUACCUACCACCCUGAGUGUUUUGUCUGCAGCAUGUGCCGAAAGCCGUUCCCGAUUGGAGACAGGGUGACCUUCUGUGGAAAGAAAUGUGUCUGUCAGCAGUGCUCCCAUUCGCUAGUCAGCAACGAGCCUGUCAAGAUCCACGGACCCAGUCACUGCGCAGGCUGUAAGGAAGAGAUCAAACAUGGCCAGUCCCUGCUGGCCCUGGAGAAGCAGUGGCACGUCAGCUGCUUUAAGUGUCAGACGUGCGGCACGGUGCUGACCGGGGAAUACAUCAGCAAAGAUGGCGUUCCGUACUGUGAGGCUGAUUACCACGCCCAGUUUGGGAUCCAGUGUGCUACAUGUAACAGAUACAUCAGCGGCAGAGUCCUGGAGGCGGGAGGGAAGCACUACCACCCUAGCUGCGCCCGCUGCGCCCGAUGCCUGAUGAUGUUUGCGGAAGGAGAGGAGAUGUACCUCACAGGUUCAGAGGUGUGGCAUCCAAUGUGUAAACAAGCAACACGACUGGAGAAGAAACUGAGAUUCAGACGUACCUCGGAGGCCUCCAUAUCACCCCCUGGGUCCAGCAUCGGCUCCCCGAGCCGCGUCAUCUGUGCCAAAGUGGAAAACCAGGUCCUAAAUUACAAAGACUUGGCUGCGCUGCCUAAGAUUAAAGCUAUUUAUGCCAUGCAGCAGCCCGAUCUCAUUCCCUGUGAGUCUUAUCACAGACACUCCUCUGAUGACUGCCUUGAGCUUUACAGCCUCGGGGAGUCUCUGGGAACUCUCUCUCCAUACUCUCAGGACUUCUACGACAGCGUGGAGCUGAGACAGAGGAGCUUGUCCAGCCCAGGCUUCAUGGACCCUCUCAACUAUGGCCGCCAGGGCCUGUCGCCUACCAUGUCCGCCUCUCACUCCCCACAGCAUGGCUACCGCGCCGGCAGUGAGAGUGGGAGGAGCUCUCCUUAUUACAGUCAGCUUGACGCCACGCCCACCACGCCCACCACGCCCAUCACCUACCAAGCCCCCAAGCAUUUCCACCUGCCAGCCACAGGGGAGCCCAACAUCUACCGGAAACCUCCCAUCUAUAAGAAACAUGAUGACUUGGGCCACUCAGCCACUAAGAGUAAAGCCAGCGAGGACAUCCUCCAAACCUCCCAGUUCCCGGAGCCGUACUCUCCAGACCCCUACCACCAGCAGUCCAACUACUACCCUUACACGCCCUCCCCCAAAGCUCCUCGCGCUCGUAGGUUUUCCUCUGGUGGAGAAGAGGAUGGAUGGAAUCAAAGUCUAAACAGACUCCAAGGAGGCAUAGGCCGUAUGAUUCUGAAGGAGGAGAUGAAAGCCAGGUCUGGUUCCUAUGACAACGACCCAUGGGGCAGCGCCCGGAACUCUCGCGUCAACUCCUGCACCAACUCCCGCACCAACUCCCGCAGCGGAAGCAGAGAGGCCCUGCACAAUGCAGGCUACAGCAACACCGUUAACGGAUCGCCAGUUAGAUCCCACUACAGUGCUGACAGUGAGUCUUUCGUCUCCAAGUCCUCUUCGUUGCCGGGAUACGGCCGGAACGGCCUGCAUAGGCCUCAGAGUGCAGAUUAUUUCCAGUACGACAGUAGCAAUGCUGUGAACUGGGGAAUCAGAGAAUACAAGAUCUACCCAUAUGACACAUUGGUAGUCACCAUUAGGGGGCGCCACCAGCUCCCCAAUGACGUGGACCGAGCCAGACUAGAGCGUCACCUGUCUCCUGAGGAGUUCUACCGGGUGUUCAGGAUGACCAUGGCGGACUUUGAGCGACUGGCACCGUGGAAGAGAAAUGAGCUGAAAAAACAAGUCAGACUGUUCUGAUUGGACGGGACUAGAGAAACUCAGUUUAGAUGCCUCCUUGGCUUAACUUUACAGAGCCCUCACUGAUAACUUUA